AUUCCUUUAAUAAUUUUAGUGUCAAUUAACUUUGAAUCAUGAGAGACAAUGAAUAUACUAAAAUUAUCGGAAAAAAUGUGAUUUUAGUACCUUACAAGGAGAAACACGUAAAAAGAUAUCACGAAUGGAUGAAGUCGGCAGAAUUACGAUAUUUUACAGGUUCAGAUAUUUUAACAUUAGAGGAAGAGAUUCAAAUGCAAAAGCAAUGGCAUCUGGAUCAAGACAAAUGUACCUUUAUAGUUUUGGAAAAAACUAUUUGUGAUGAAACUGGAAAUGAGAUAGAAGCUAUGAUUGGAGAUACAAAUUUAUUUUUUAAUGAUUUAAACCAGCCAAAUACUGCAGAAGUUGGAAUUAUGAUAGCAAAUAUUACUUAUAGAAGAAAAAAAAGAGGAUGGGAAGCAAUAAUUUUAAUGCUACUUUAUGGUAUUGAAAAAUUAAAUGCAACUAAAUACAUUGCAAAAAUUAAAUCUAAUAAUGAAGAAAGCAUAAAGAUGUUUGAAAAAUUAAGAUUUCAAAAGUUGAAAAGUUCAAUUCAAAAAAGGCCACUAUUUUUUAGUUCACUGGUAUAUGGUUCCUUUUAUACCGGUGCUGAAUUCGCACAACAAACAUACAGCAGAAUAUUCAAGUUUUCGUCAUCAACAAACAAUGAACAGAAAAGUGCACUUGAGAUUCAACGACCAUUGUUUAUCUGGAUAAAAAGGUUUAAUCAAAAAUUGGGCCUAUUAGACGAAAAUAAUUCGAUGCAAUUGGAAUAUUAUAAUUGGGCCCGACUUAAACGAUAUGCUAUUUACGGCUGUUUCAUUGCAGGACCAGUAUUACAUGGAUGGUACAAAUGGUUGGAUAUGUUCUAUAAAGGCAAAACAAUGAAAAUUGUUUUUAUAAAACUUCUGGUUGAUCAGUUUAUUCUUACACCGCCAUUAAUUAUGAUGUUCUUCAUCAGUAUGAGCCUAAUGGAGGGUAAAUCAAAUGUUCUUGAUGAAUGCAAAGACAAAUUUUUUCAAACGUUCAAGACUUCAUGCAUGUAUUGGAUACCAGUUCAAUUUUUGAACUUUUUAUUAGUACCGUCAACAUUACGAGUCUCUUUUGUUAGUAUUGCAGCUUUUUGUUGGGUAAACAUUCUUUGUUAUUUAAAAAGUACUCCUAUAUCUGAAUAG
This is a messenger RNA of Eufriesea mexicana, 1154 nucleotides long. RefSeq lists its product as uncharacterized. Lineage: Eukaryota; Metazoa; Arthropoda; Insecta; Hymenoptera; Apidae. The record is from RefSeq and is a predicted model, not a curated record. The coding region runs from base 39 to 1154 and encodes 371 amino acids. The transcript has 10 exons. Gene Ontology annotation, cellular component: membrane. Gene Ontology annotation, molecular function: N-acetyltransferase activity.